GAAACACUGACGGACUCGGGGCCGGAAUUGACGUCGCGGGGAGAGGGAGCAGCCCGGAGCGCGUUGCCGGACCGGAAACUGGCGGCCUGGCGGGCGGGGAGGCACCGAGACCCCGCUCCCGCCGCUACUCGAGGCCCAGGCUCCGCUCCGGGCCUAGUCCCCGCUCCGGGCCGCGGCUGCUACUCCAGGCCCAGGCUCCGCCAUGACGCAGGUGGAGGCGGAGAACGGCAAGGAGCGGGAGAAGGAGCAGCGCGGGGUGAAGCGGCCCAUCGUCCCCGCCGGCAUCCCCGAGUCCGUGCUGGAGCCAAUUCAGAGUAACUUCAUAGUGGUUAUUCACGCGGGUUCAUCGACGUUGAGGAUCGGCCGUGCUGCCGACACGCUCCCUGUCGGGAUUCCGCACGUCAUCGCCCGAAGGCACAAGAAGCAAGGACAACCUCACUACGAGGACCCCUGGCUCCAUCGGGACGGGCUCAAUAAACCAGAAAGUAACGAGCAAAGACUGAAUGGCCUUAAAAUGGUGGACCAGGCCAUCUGGUCCAAAAAGAUGUCGAAUGGUGCAAGACGGAUCCCAGCUCCACCUGAUCAGGUGAGGGCAUACAACAAGCAGAUGAGACCAGCAGUCCUGGAUGCUAAUUCUGGAGUCAAAUGGACAGACACCUCACUUCAACCUGAGUUUCUUGUAGGCGAAGAGGCAUUAUAUGUAAAGCCCACAGACUGCUACAACAUACACUGGCCAGUUCGCCGGGGUCAGUUUAACCUCCACACCGGGCCUGGAGGCUCCCUCAGUGCUCUGUUGGCUGAUCUAGAGGCCAUAUGGACAUUGGCCAUUCAGAAAUACCUGGAAAUUCCCAGCAAGGAUUUGAAGUAUUACAGGUGUAUCCUGCUAAUCCCAGACAUCUACAACAGGCAGCAUGUUAAAGAGUUGGUGAACCUACUUUUGAACAAUAUAGGAUUCUCAGGUGUAAUUGUGCAGCAGGAAUCGAUCUGUGCUACGUUUGGCAGUGGGUUAAGCAGUGCCUGUGUGGUGGAUGUGGGGGAACAGAAGACCAGCGUGUGUUGUGUAGAGGACGGAGUUUCUCAUCGCAACACCAGGCUGCGUUUGGCGUACGGAGGAGCUGACGUGACCAGGUGUUACUACUGGCUGAUGCAGCGGUCUGGCUUUCCCUACCGCGAGUGCCAAGUAUUCAGUCGGAUGGACUCGCUCCUCCUCCAGCUGCUUAAAGAAACAUUCUGCCAUCUUGACCAGGAUAUCUCUGGAAUUCAGGACCACGAGUUCAAGAUCCGUCACCCUGAUUGUCCAGCAUUGUUAUACCAGUUGAGGCUGGGAGACGAAAAGCUGCAGGCCCCAAUGGCUCUCUUCUACCCUGCCACCUUUGGCAUUGUGGGCCAGAAGAUAACCACCUUGCAACACCGGUCCCACGGCGAUUCUGAAGACCCGCACGAUGAACAAUAUCUAGUGGCGACCCAGAGCAAACAGGAGCAGGCUGCCAAGGCCAUCGCUGAGAGGAAGGCACUGGCCAAGUAUGCUGGGUUUGAGGCAGAGUUGGGAGCCCCCAACUGUGACGGUGUGGAGAAGAGCCACGAGCUGGAGCUGGCGUCCUCUCAGCACGACUGUGUGCUGGUUGGCAACGACUCUGAGGAUCUGCCUGCCGCCCUGAUGGCCCGUAAAACCACCGUGUCACAGUUUGAGGGCAAGGCUUUGGGCCUUGACAAAUCCAUACUGCACAGCAUCGAUUGUUGUGGUUCUGAUGAAACAAAAAAGAAGAUGUACAGUUCCAUUUUGGUGGUGGGGGGCGGUCUGAUGUUCCAGGGGGCUCAGGAGUUCCUGCAGCACAGAAUCCUCAACAAGAUGCCGCCAUCCUUCCGGAGAAUCGUAGAGAAUGUUGAAGUCCUCACCAGACCCAAGGACAUGGAUGCGCGGCUGAUAGCGUGGAAGGGUGGAGCGGUGCUGGCGUGCUUGGACACCACGCAGGAGCUGUGGAUACACCAGCGCGAGUGGCAGCGCUUUGGAGUGCGGAUGUUACGUGAGAGAGCGCCCUUUGUGUGGUGAACGGUCCUGUCCACAGCCAGACACAAAAUGCUGGAGUAACUCAGCGGGACAGGCAGCGUCUGGACAGAAGGAAUGGGUGACGUUUCGGGUCGAGACCCUUCUUCAGACUGGCCACAAUUUACAGGUUGACAGCUGACUUUUCUGAAAGUAGGGAAGUAUAUUAGGAUCGCUUCUUUCUAAUGAACCUGUUUGUCUCUGGAACGUUGGGAUUAAAUUAGUACAGCUUCACAAUUAUUUGAGGCGACUGAUUUAUGUACAUUAUUUGCCUGUUUUUCACUAUUUUGUAAUUCUUUAUAUCAUUUUAGAAAUUGAACAGUAGAGUUUAUCUAAGUUCCUGACUAUGUAUAUGAUGCAGUUAAUGUGCAAAUAUUCCGUCUUAAUUAUAAAUAAAGUUUUACUACCACAAAUAACUUACAUUUGUGGUAUCCAAGA
This is a messenger RNA of Amblyraja radiata (thorny skate), 2482 nucleotides long. RefSeq names its product actin related protein 8 (gene actr8). The record is from RefSeq and is a predicted model, not a curated record. The transcript has 14 exons. The coding region runs from base 203 to 2050 and encodes 615 amino acids. Lineage: Eukaryota; Metazoa; Chordata; Chondrichthyes; Rajiformes; Rajidae.